AACGCAGAGAGGCAGUGAACGGCAGAGGUCUAACGUUAGCUUAGUUACUCAUUAGGACAGAGAGACAUUGAACCGUGAAGACGUUUUGCGGUGAACAUUUCUGAACGCAAAUGUUAACUUUCGGAUAGUACCGUUUGCUAGACUGUCUAGCGUUUCGGGGGCUAGCUUUCAGUUUACUUACUGGUGUUCUGCGGUGGAAAUAGCAAAAAUGUCGUCUCCAAGUCCGGGUAAAAGGCGAAUGGAUACCGAUGUGGUGAAACUCAUUGAGAGCAAGCAUGAAGUCACCAUCCUCAGCGGACUCAAUGAAUUUGUAGUGAAGUUUUUCGGACCACAAGGAACACCAUACGAGGGAGGCGUGUGGAAGGUGCGAGUAGAUCUUCCUGACAAAUACCCUUUCAAAUCGCCAUCAAUAGGAUUCAUGAACAAGAUUUUUCAUCCCAACAUUGACGAAGCGUCAGGGACAGUGUGCUUAGAUGUCAUCAACCAGACAUGGACAGCCCUUUAUGAUUUGACCAACAUCUUUGAGUCGUUCCUGCCCCAGCUGCUGGCUUACCCAAACCCCAUCGACCCCCUGAAUGGAGAUGCAGCUGCCAUGUACCUUCACCGGCCAGAGGAGUACAAGCAGAAAAUCAAAGAGUACAUCCAGAAAUAUGCAACAGAGGAGGCUCUGAAGGAGCAGGAAGAGGGUGCAGGCGACUCGUCAUCUGAAAGCUCCAUGUCGGAUUUCUCAGAAGACGAGGCCCAGGACAUGGAGUUGUAGUGAUAGGAGGGCUCCCCCAUCCCGCCCUCUCCUUUAUCCCCCACAGAGACUAUAUUUGAUUUCCUAACCAUGAGAAAGCAGACUUAUAAUAUUCAUAUUUAAACAAGUUGAUUUUUUUAUUAUUAUUAUUAUUACUACUAAACAAGGAUUUUUAUGGAUAUCUAGCCUUUGGUGUGUUUGACACCCCUACUAUUCUGUAGCUGUUUCUCCCUACAUAGAUGUCACAAUUGCUGUCACAUCCCUACCAUCUCCGCAUUUUUAAAGUGUGUCAUGUUGUAGGCAGGAAAUCUCCCCGCGAACAUCUAAUUUCUGUACUUGGAUUUCACUUAUAACUUACCAGUUUGACCUGAAUCCUAAUUUCCUUUCUUUUUCCACAAUGCUAAAUGACUCUGACCAACAUUUUAAUUAGUUGCUCCACUACAGAGCUGCUUAGGUUUUGAAUAGGUUUUGCUUAUCUGGGUGUACAGCUCUGCAAUAUUAGCCUGUAGUCAAGACAGUAUUUUAAGGCGCACGAUCAUACACGAGGUGUUGUAGCACACCUUACACAAAAAUACAAAAAGUGUAGUGCCAAUAGACACUCAUAAAUUGACCCUGAAUGCUUUGUAAGCAUAUCUUUUUUCCAACAUAUUUAUUGAGACUUGGCAGUAGAAAAUAUGCCUCUUUUUUUUCGCCUUCAGUUUACAUGCUACCCAGACAUGUUACUUAACUUUUUGUUACUAUUUAUUGACCUGCUGCAGCAGUCUGUCUACAUGUGCCGCUGUGCAGUGCAAAAUUAUUGCUUAACUAGGUCAGGCCUUGUUCAACAAAUGAAUGAAAUAAACGUCUCAUUACUAGGUGAGUGACAAUGUGGUAACAAAGACGUGUGUUGGGUGCUUCUGAGAUUUGUUGAAAGUUCACCAGGUGCAUAAACUGUUUGGAAGAUUGGUGCACAAAAGCAAUGAAGACAGAAGUGGCUUUACUCUGAGGCAUUUGUGGAGAUUCUGGUCAGACUCACUUGGUGUGAUGGAAACUGAAAAUAGACCAGAGCUACCAUUUAACCAUCUGACCAUAUGGAUUUCAUAUUUCAUGCAGCUCUUGCCAGUUUUCUGUCAGGAAGCAACCUCAAACACACAAGCACCAAACAUUCUCACUCUGCAGGAUGCCACUAACCUACAGUCAUCUGCUGUACUCCUGCUUUUUAAAACAAAAUUGUAUUAGUCUUAUUGGUCAAAAACAACUUUCCAAGCAGGGAAAUACAGAUCACAUAUUCUUGUGAACUUCAGAAAACCAACAACAAAAUCAGUUUUAAUUUUAAUGAAAAGCAACAAAAAAUGGUCAUAUGAUUAUUGAGUGGAUCUGAGAAAAAGAGUGAUUUAUUGGAUAUUCAGGUUUGUGUAGUAUCGGUCCUCCUCACAUUCCACUGUUACCUGGGGUUUGCUCCAAUGCAUGCCGUUCAUAUUGGUCUGACCUGUGGUAUGUACCCCGACUGCAUUUUAUGUCUGCCUACCCGGAUGUCUAUUUGGAUCACUAGUUUGAAGAAGAUUGCAAAAUAAGCUGAAUUUUCGUUGAAGGGAAUUAAUUUAACAUUAAUUUCAUAUGUACAGAUUUGACUUCUUAUCUAAAAAAAAAAAAAAAAAAAGAAAAGGAAAAACCUCUGGUGUUACUCAUUGUUUAUUUAAUGUGGCGGGUUAAGACAUAAAUCCAGAAUGCGUGGACAGAGAAUGCAAUCGCAGCUUAGAUUUUUGGCUGUUUUUUCCUUCUUUUAUUUCUUGUACAUUUCUUUCCUUAUCGGGGGGGUCAACACGUUAGGAUAUUUUUCUUUUUUUAUGUACAGCAUCUACCAUGUACAGUGAUAAGACACCUCUCUGUAGCCUCAUAAAAUCUCAGUGUUGAACCCAAAACACUGACCCGAGUGAGGUUAACAUGGCAGUCAAACUACCUAGAAAAACCUUGAAAUGUAUUCACUUCAUAGUUUGCAGUAAGAGUCACUGGUUGCUUUGUGGCAGAUUGUGGACGAUUCAAAGCCUGAAUCGUACUCUGGAGGUCACUGUAUCACCUCUGAUCUCAACUCCCGCUUCCGUGCCUCAUCACAAAAAGAAGGUGACCAUUUAAAAAAGUCCCCACCCAAAACCAUGUUUUCAAAAAGCCAUGAAGGUCAAAAGUAACAAGAAAAGCACAUUUGUUUUUACUCAUACUGCUUUUAUUGUCCUCUUCCUGCAAAAUGACCCUGUGCAGUUUGUGACUUGACAUCUAAAUUUUCGCUCUGUUGCAGAUGAGGGGUGUUACCCAGGGCUGAGUUUGGUGUAUUUGAGCAAAUGUAGGAUUGUGAGACUUUAAUGGCCCAGAUUAGAAAUACAGUUUGGUUGUACCUUACACUUUGAUUAAUAUUUUCACCCGGGACAUACAGAAAGGAUAGAAAUCAUACUAAUAUUUGUUGAACUGCGUUUUGACAUGUCAGGAUAGUUAGUUUUGCUGGGUGUUGACUUCAACUAAACAACAUUAUGCUAUAUGGCUGUAUUACAGAUAGUUAGCUAGUUUGGUAUACUUACAUGAAAAAGCAUUAAUUUCUCAUCUGAUUUUUAGUUAGUCUGUUGUGUGGUUAUAUGUACAAUACUCCAUAGACAUGCCUGCUUGUCCUCUCUUGCAGAGUUGUACAGAUGAGUGGGAGUGAUUUCAAUCUAGGGUGACAUUUGACCUGUAGUAAGCCUAAUGGUUCUGACUGUACAGAAAUCAAAAGUUUGGUUCAGCUCUUUUCAAGCGAUUGGAUUUCCUCCAAAAGCAUGAUUUAAAAACACAGUUCCAUGCUCAUAAUUAUGCCCACAUUGGAAUGCAUUUAGAACAGAGACACUUCCAUGAUUGGUUUUUAAUUUCUGAUAUUUAUCCGAAGAGUUUGACUGUUUAAAGCUAUGGGAUGAUAAUGUCUGUCACCCAGCCUGGAAAUGUUUUGAAUGUUAGCUCAGGGGUUACCUUUUAACUGUUGCAGAGCUAACUUUUGUGAUAGUCAACAUGUACAAGGCAGUAUAAAGCUAUGUGAAUGUUUUACAUGUGUUUCGGGUUUGUUUGUGGUGAGGUCGGUGAUCCACAUCCACUCAAAACAGAACAAACCUGCAAACUGUAUGCAGAUCCCCACUCUCACAAUUGGCUUGUGUUUUCUCCCUAAGCUGCCUAUAAAUGUGUAUUUAUUCAUUAAAGAGACCUCCUUUUUUGUUUUUAAUCUUGCUCAUCAGGCACCAGUAAGUUAUGGCUCAGCUAAAUUAACACACUGAUGAUAACUUGAUCUUGAGUUGGGUUUUUUUUUGUUUGUUUUAAGGAAUUCAGAUUGGAAUUCUAGUUUUACUUUACAUUUGUGCAGUAUUGUACUCAAGUGCUGACAAUACAGUAUAUCCGAGUUGACAAUUGUAAUAAAAUUGCACAUUAUGAUGCAGUACUACAAGAGGGAAUUAAUGAUAUUUUUGUCUUUUUCAAAAACAAGACUCUUGUGUUUGGGUAAAAAUCAAAGGUUUGGUUUUCAGCAUUUUUUGCAUCUGGGCAAUAAAUUGAUUAUAUACUCAGCUGUGGCCUGGUGUUGCUCUGGUAAAAAACCAUCUGAUGUUUUAAACAGAUUGGUUCUUUCUUCUUUCUUUUUUUAACUUCCCACACUUGUCAAGAGACAUAAUUCCUGCCUUUGUGUUUCAGGUUGUCUUCAACUCAAGUCAAGAACUAAAGGAAAUGUCCUCAAACCAGUGAAUGAGUAUGCUUCCCAUGGCAACUUAAAUUCAAAAAAUGUUUUUGAAAACAUGUUUAUUGUGCUUUUAUUUAAUAUCCUUUUGGCUUUCUCUUCUCCCCCUCUUUUGCUCUAAGACCACAGGUGCACAGAUUACAAUGUCUUAACUACUUAGAUUAACAUGAUGGGAUUAAUAGGGCCUCGAAAUUCUUACUGCAAACCUACAGAGAAAGUACAGCCCAGAGCCAUAACCCCCACAACCGUACCCACACACUCUGCCAGAUCCUAUAAGGAUGGAGCACCUCCGCUAAAUGAAUGGACUGGUUUGUCAUUAAUCUAUAGACAGGACUUCCAGGGCCCAUUCUCCUGUUGUAUCAGCACAGCUGCAAAGAGCCAGCACCCUGAUCCUGUAAUAUCACCUCCCCUCGUGUGUUGACUGUGUCUCCUUGUGCACUUGCAUGCUUCUGGUGUGGAGUUGAGGCUCGCUUUGUGCACACUUUCCAUUCUGUUUUAUGCUUGUGUGGAUUUGUGCCCUGUGCUGGCAUACAGCUGCCAUCAGGGGAUUUAACAGGUACACACAGCAUGGAAAAAUGGCAUUAAAAAAAAAAAAAAAA
Molecule: messenger RNA, 5056 nt
Organism: Micropterus salmoides (largemouth bass)
Lineage: Eukaryota; Metazoa; Chordata; Actinopteri; Centrarchiformes; Centrarchidae
Gene: ube2h
Product: ubiquitin-conjugating enzyme E2H (UBC8 homolog, yeast)
Exons: 7
Coding region: 209-760 (183 amino acids)
Biological process (GO): protein polyubiquitination; ubiquitin-dependent protein catabolic process
Cellular component (GO): nucleus
Molecular function (GO): ubiquitin conjugating enzyme activity
Source: RefSeq, a predicted model, not a curated record